Megachile rotundata (alfalfa leafcutting bee) is the source of this 1545-nucleotide messenger RNA. RefSeq names its product protein takeout. NCBI's taxonomy places the organism in Eukaryota, Metazoa, Arthropoda, Insecta, Hymenoptera, Megachilidae. Gene Ontology annotation, biological process: multicellular organismal reproductive process. The record is from RefSeq and is a predicted model, not a curated record.
GGGAGACGGUGUUUAGUUUACCAGAGUCGAUCCACACAGUCACCACCGGUUAAUUCUUAAUUAAUCAUUGUUAACUGUUUAUUUAUUGUUUAUUUUUACAAUGCAAUCGGAGUCAUCUACUAGACGUCCUCACCAGUGAACCUUCGAAGACAAAAUAAUAUCAAGGUUGACAUAAUUUCAAGGAUAAACCAGAGUUAAACCUUCAGGGAUAAAAAUCAGAACCUGGAGCAUGAAAUCACAGUUAAAAUUUUGAAGAAUAAACGAAAAUUAUAAUUAAAAUUUUGAAGAACAAACUGAGAUCACAGUUGAAAUUUGGAAGAACAAAGAUCGCAGUUAAAAUUUCAAGGAUAAAUGUGUUUGAUCAUAAAUCAAGGAAAGAAGUGUUCAAGUUUCAAGGACAGUCGACUGGGAUUUUUAGGGUUUUGACAGAUUUUAGAGUUUGGGAGAGUUGGGAUCUUUUGAGGGCUGAAGUUAGGUGGAGUACUUUUGGAGUUUGGACUGCCAAGGUGAAAUGUCCUUCAGGAUGCUGCCAGGAGGGAGGAUUGCUUGUGUGGUGCUGUUUGGAUUGUUAUCUGGUGAGCUGGUGUCCUGUCAGAAGAGUGAUGCUGUGAUUAAUGAACCUGACUUCCAAACUCAUUUUUCGUUUUCAGCCGAGUACAUAUUACCGUGCAAUAGAUCGGAUCCAAAAGUGGAGAUAUGCUUUCAGAAGACGUUGAAUCAUCUGCAGCCAUAUUUGCUGAAAGGUAUUCCCGAGCUGGACCUCCCCCCAAUCGAACCCUUAAUCAUCCCAGAACUCGGAAUGGAAAACGGACAGGGUGCUGUUCGAGUGAGAGCUCUGUUUUCCAAUAUCACGGUUAUAGGAGCGGGAAAUUACUCGAUCAUCAAAACCAGAGUCGAUAUACCUUCGUAUAGAGUCGACCUUCACCUAGCGUUCCCGAAGAUCGAACUUCAAGGUCGAUAUGAAGUUGUGGGAAAUGUUUUACUGUUUCCUAUUCAGAGCCAUGGCGAUUUUUGGGCACUUUUUGGUGACGUACUCGCCAUAGCGCGAAUCCAAGGAGCAGAAGAAAUCCGAGAUGGCGUCCGUUAUCUAAAAGUAGCGAAAAUGUUGGUCGAUUUUAGUCUGGGUCGAGCUCGAUUUCGCGUAGUCGACGAAUUAAACGGAGAAAACGUGAUAGGACAAGCGAUGAAUCAAUUUCUGAAUCAAAACGCUAAAGAAAUCAUCGAAGAAAUGAGACCAGCGGCCAGCGCGAGUAUCGCUAAACACUUCAAGGAUUUCCUGGGGAAGGCUUUAAUCAAGAUUCCAUUGAAAGUUUGGCUUCAUGACACGUAGUUUAUUAGAAGAAGUCUUAAUGGACGAUAUUUUGAGAAACAUAGUUCUGUAAUUAAGUUGUGUUGGACCGAGUGUUCGACGGAUGUUGAGUUGUUUGAGAUUUGUGAUGACUUAACACCUUGAUUGCCAUAAUCAAUCGAUAUAUAACUUCAUUUUUUGAGGAUUUAAUUUAACAUUUUUAUUUUGUAACUUGUAAGUCAUUCAUGUAAAUGUAA